Danio rerio (zebrafish) is the source of this 1893-nucleotide messenger RNA. The record is from RefSeq and is a predicted model, not a curated record. NCBI's taxonomy places the organism in Eukaryota, Metazoa, Chordata, Actinopteri, Cypriniformes, Danionidae.
GAUCUGUAAUUUCGAAUGAUAGCAUACAAGCCUAAUUAUUGUUUCAGUCGCGAGAACCAUUCAGUCAAGGAAAUAAAUAAAAAAAUAAGUCAUAUUUGCUCUAUAAUUAAGCAUUUAGGUACAGUUUUCAUAAUUAUAGGUCUUAAAAUAAUCAGCUAUCAAAAAAUAUCAGACGAAACCAAACCAGUUUUUAAAUAAUAAUGUCAGGUAUUUGGCGCGCGCACAUCUGGGCGUGUCCAAAAAGAGAUUACAGGAGCGCGCUUUUGACAAGCAAAGCCAUCACUUCAGCACGCAGAGCUCGAGAGAUGUGUUAAUACUGAUUAAGGAUUCGUAACUACGUGAUACAGAAAAUUAUAUACAUUUAAUAAAACAGCUUUCCAGUGAGAUUUAAAUUAUUCGAGUUUUUUUUCUUUACUUUCUGUGCAACGCAGACACAACAGGCUAUUUGGCGGUCAUUGUCAGAUAAGUAGCCUACACAUUUGUUUAUAGAGUUUUUAAAGAAUUUUUACACAUUUAAAACCACUUAGCUGUAACGUAAUCUGUUAAUGGAUCGUUUAAAGUUGGUACUGCAAUAUUUCCAGUCAAAUUCUGAGUCGAUCUCCAAUGGUAUCUGUAUAAUACUGUCACUGAUAAGCGUCAAGUUGUAUACUAGUUUUGAUUUCAACUGCCCCUGUUUACCGCAAUAUAACAAAAUGUACGCAAUGGGGGUCAUGUUCGUGCCUCCAAUUAUACUUCUUCUUUUGGGAGUGUUAGUUAAUCGUCAUACAGGGGUGCUAAUGGAAGAAUGGGUCAGACCCCUUGGCAAGAGGGCAAAAAAUCCGGCGGUAGUAAAAUUUCUGCUGUCAUCAAUGAUGCAACGGGCCCUUCUGGCACCCAUGGUUUGGAUUCUGAUGACACUGCUGGACGGAAAAUGUUUUAUAUGUGCAUUCAGCAUGAAUGUAGACCCCAAAUAUUUCACAGGGAUACCCAACAGCACUGGCCUGGAACUGGUCAAGAUCAUGGCUAAGGUGCCAUGCAAAGAAGAUGUUAUCUUCAGAAACAGCAGUUUUAGGAAAGCUGUCUCACGCUAUGUGCGUUGUUACUCUCAGGCAAUAGGCUGGUCAAUCCUCCUCUUCCUCAUUUUUUUGGGUGCAGUGGCUCGCGUCAUCAAGCCUUGCUUCAAUCACGCAACUUUUCUCCAGACACGUUACUGGAGCAAUUACCUGGACAUGGAACAGAAGCUUUUCGAUGAGACCUGUGUCCUUCAUGCAAGAGAUUUUGCCAGAAAAAGUGUGCUGCAGUUCUUUGAGAACAUGCGGGAGAACGUGACUGUGAGAAUGCCCCUCUCCAGUGCACCCAGAUACAGCACAGUGCAAAAUGAAUUUGGAGAGGAAGAAGAGGAGCGUUUGCAUGGUAUAACCAGACAAGAUCAGGUGGAUCAUUUGCUGCAAACAUGGUACGAAUGCAAACCAGAACUCGACGUGACCAAGAUGGCCUAUAAACCCAAAGCAUGUAUCACUUGGGAAGACCACAGUGGAAGGCCAUUAUUCUCUGAUGUGUAAAACUCAAAUAAAACUGAUCUCAAGGAAUCUUGCAAAAGAGAACACAAUGCUUUUAAUUGUGAUAUUACUAUCAGAUUAUUGUUGAGAACAUUCUGAAAGAUUUAGUUUUUACCUUGUUCCAGAGCUUGCAUGCUAGUGCAUUUGAAUAUGCUGGGAUUUAGUUUGUGUAAUUUUGCAUGUCUCUUUCCACACACAUUACACAACAACCUCAUGGAUAUGGCUUGGAUGCAAAUGACUGCUGAACCUCAGAAGCACCUGAAAAAAGACAAUGUAUUGUAUAUUUAUGAACAGUUUGUGUGUAUUUAUUGAUAAUAAAUAAAUAAUUAUAGUUUUAGCUCUAUGGGAGACACCA